This is a messenger RNA of Dreissena polymorpha, 2754 nucleotides long. RefSeq names its product heme transporter hrg1-A-like. The transcript has 3 exons. Bases 30 to 509 code for a protein of 159 amino acids. NCBI's taxonomy places the organism in Eukaryota, Metazoa, Mollusca, Bivalvia, Myida, Dreissenidae. Gene Ontology annotation, cellular component: plasma membrane; lysosomal membrane. Gene Ontology annotation, biological process: heme transport. Gene Ontology annotation, molecular function: heme transmembrane transporter activity; heme binding. The record is from RefSeq and is a predicted model, not a curated record.
CUACAGAUUCGUGACGUCACUUUCUCAAAAUGGCGGCGCCCGGUGAAAGAAAAUACACCAUACGAUUGGUGUAUGUUUGUGUUGGAAUAUUCAUCGGACUGUCAGUAGCCGCUACUUUUGCGUAUCAUUUCCAUAACUUCAAUACCGCACUGUGGGGUCUUUGUUCAGCGGUGCCAGCAGCUAUAGCGCUGAUAGUUGUCAUUGGCUGGAGACGGCAAUGGUGGGAGGUGCAGCCUGGCAGGCUACGAGGGUUCAUGCUUGUGGGCUGCUUCAUACAGCUGGCAGGAGUGUGUGGCUUUGUCACAUACCUCACCCUGGCAAUAACCAAGAAGCAGGGCCUGGUUAUCUAUGGUGAGGGUUACUACCUGGCCUGUGUGUGGUGCUUUAUGACCUGGAAGUGGGCAUUCUUGCUGUUCCUGUACUCGCGGCAGUACUGGCGCGCCUACAGCAAGGAGAGGCGGGCCCUCACUGACCCGGACCAUGACACCACUGUCAACUAUGGAACCUAGUGUUAGGGUUGAACAGUGGAAGAUGCUAUUGUUUAACAUAAUAAAUGUAUUGAAAUUUCAUUGAACCAUAGUUUAUACAAUAGUACCUGUUUAAUUUCAUAAAAAAGGGAAUUCUUCAUUAAAAAUGUAUAUUUAUAUAAGAAAUUAAAUGAAAAAUGUUGCUAUACUGCUUUUUUUAAAUAAACAAAAUAUGGCUGAUCUUACGUUAAAUGACAUAAUCAUGUUAGAAAGGCAGUAAUCUUUUAUACCUUUAAUACAGAAUUGGUCUUCACACAGGCUUCCAUUAUUGUAAGGAUUUCGCAUUAAGUCCUAACAUGAGCUCUAAAUCAAAUUCUUGUUGGUGUCUUAAUUGGAUAUAUAUAUAUAUAUAUAUAUAUAUAUAUAUAUAUAUAUAUAUAUAUAUAUAUAUAUAUAUAUAUAUAUAUAUAUAUAUAUAUAUAUAUAUAUGAUAGCUAAUUGUUGGUGCUUUUGAUAUUUUUUCUUACAUUUUUACAUUACCAUUUUGAAAAUGUAAUUUGUUGAUAUUAUUAUGCCCCCCUUCGAAGAAGAGGGGGUAUAUUUGUUUUGCACAUGUUGGUCCGUCCGUACGUAUGUCCACCAGAUGGUUUACGUAUGAUAACUCAAGAACGCUUACGCCUAGGAUCAUGAAACUUCAUAGAUACAUUGAUCAUGACUGGCAGAUGACCCCUAUUGAUUUUGAGGUCACUAGGUCAAAGUUCAAGGUCACAGUGACUUGUUCUUGGAUGCAGUUUAGGACUACAUUUGCAGAUAACAUUAUGUACUGGUGUGUGGGGUCUCCGUCCCCACCAGAUGGUUUCCGGAUGAUAACUCAAGAACUCUUAUGCCUAGGAUCAUGAAACUUCAUAGGUACAUUCAUCAUGACUGGCAGAUCACCCCUAUUGAUUUUGAGGUCACUAGGUCAAAGGUCAAGGUCACAGUGACAUGUUCUUGGAUGCAGAUUAGGACCACAUUUGCAGAUAAUAGAUUAUAUUAUGUACUAGUGUGUGGGGUCUCCGUCCCCACCAGAUGGUUUCCUGAUGAUAACUCAAGAAAGCUUACGCCAAGGUUCAUGAAACUUCAUAGGUACAUUGAUCAUGGCUGGCAGAUGACCCCUAUUGAUUUUCAGGACAGUAGGUCAAAGGUCAAGGUCACAGUGACUCGAAAUAGUAAAAUGGUUUCCGGAUGAUAACUCAACAAUACUUACGCCUAGGAUCAUGAAACUUCAUAGGUACAUUGAUCAUGACUGGCAGAUGACCCCUAUUGAUUUUCAGGUCACUAGGUCAAGGUCACAGUGACUUGAAACAGUAAAAUGUUUUCCAGAAGAUAACUCAAGAAUGCUUAGGCCCAGGAUCAUGAAACUUCAUGAAACAUUAAUCAUGACUUGCAGAUGACCCCUAUUGAUUUUCAGGUCACUAGGUCAAAGGUCAAGGUCACAGUGACUCAAAAGAGUAAAAUGGUUUCCGGAUGAUAACUCAAGAAUGCUUACGCCUAGGAUCAUGAAACUUCAUAGGUACAUUGAUCAUGACUGGCAGAUGACCCCUAUUGAUUUUCAGGUCACUAGGUCAAAAGUCAAGGUCACAGUGACAAAAAACGUAAUCAUACAAUGGCUGCCACUUCAACUGACAGCCCAUAUGGGGGGCAUGCAUGUUUUACACACAGCCCUUGUUUAAUUUUGAUAUUGUUGUUUUGUGUUUAUUUUUCUAUAGACAAAGAGUUUAUCACAGUGCCAAAGAUCUUGUAAAUUUUAAGAUCUUGUAGAGCUCAUACAUUUAAACUUGAUGUAAUUAGUCGUUUGAAGCAGGAGGCCGGUAAUAAAAUUUGAUUUAAAAUAUACAUGUUUAAUCCUUGGAAUAUCUCUUUGAAAAUAUUCAUUUUGAAGGAAUGCCCUGAACAAAAAAAAUACUCGGUAAAACUUUUCUUUGGUAUUGUUUACUUGUCAUAUUGUUUGUUAAAUACUCUAAUAACUGUGCAAAAAAUUGAUAUUUGGUUUUUCAUAUUUUUUGCUUAAUUGUUUUUGUUGGUUCAUUGUACUGCUAGUGCCAAAUAAAGCAAACAGUGUCUAAAAUAUAUUAUGUGUCGUGUGUGCUUGAAUGUUUUUGGUUAUAUUUUAUAAAUAUUCAAUGCGUAUCUUUAAACAUGUAUAUCAUAUUUUACAAAUUAUGUAAAUGAAGGUUUUAUCUUAAAUAGUAAAGAUUUAUAGACAUUAUUGUUAAUUGAUGAUGGAAUGCAAUAAAGGUGAUGGUUA